Rubroshorea leprosula is the source of this 1523-nucleotide messenger RNA. The record is from the annotation of a GenBank genome assembly. Lineage: Eukaryota; Viridiplantae; Streptophyta; Magnoliopsida; Malvales; Dipterocarpaceae.
ACUAGUGUUUCUCUGAAUGGUUUGAAAAAUGUCAUCUGCUUUCAAGUAAAGAGAAGCAAAACCCAUCUUCUUAACAAAAUACUUUGAUGCACUUGUUGAGUUGCAUCUCUUACUUGUCAACUCCUCACUACAGGUAUGCUCAUGAAUAUAUGUCUUCACCAUCCAAGAAUUUGUCAUCGCAUCCUUUGAUAAUAAUAUUUUCCAAUCACAGCUUGAGGCAUGUUUGCAAACAGCCAUAAUCCGUUUGUUGUCAUUCUUCUUCCAUUUAAUAUCCCUCAUUUGCAUCAUGUUGCAUCAUGUUGCAUCUAUCAAUAGCAGCUUUAAAUUAUGCCUUGCUCACAAAAAUCAUCCCCAAACUUAUAUCUGGAAGAGCAUCUUCAACUUCUUCAUAAACUACGUGUGUAGAUCUCUUUCUAGAAGCAUGAUCAGCAUCACUUCCGUCAUCCUCAUCAGUAGAAAUGUAACUAUAUUCUACAUCACUUUGAAUUUCAUCACCAUCAUCAUGGACUAUUGCAAGGGUAUUAGGACUUGCUACAUUCACACCUAAAUUAAUUGAAUUUACAUACAGUAUAUGAAAACAUAACCCAAAAAAAAAAAAAAAAAUUACAACUGUGAAAAGAUAAUGACAUACCACCAUCAUGAUAGGAACUAGGUCUUGCAUUAUCCUCUUGCAAAUUAUAACAAAAACACUUGACCUUCCUUCUAGCCUCCAUAGCCUUCUCAUCUUCAUUAUUUGUUAACUUAAGGAUAUCCAAAACAAAAUCAACAUUCCCUUCAUCACCUUCUACCUCUUUGUCCCCAUUGAGAUCUUCAUUAUGGUCAUCAGCCACAUUAUCACUUUUUGAUGCACCUGCACGUUCCUUCUCGACACCAGCUUCAUCUUCCUUUUAUAACCAAACACCUUGUGCAGUAAAAUCUUGUCCAGGUUGAUAGUAAUCCUCAACUAUACUCUCCUUGUCACGCCCCAGAAUGCAAAUCCGAGGCGCGACAGACGCCGUGCACUCGUGAGACGGGUCCCACAACCACACAAGGCUCGAAACCUAUUCAAAUCCCAAACUCUAUUCUCGCAACAUCUAUUUUAAUACCAUAAAUUCAAGGUAGAAUCUAUCUUCCAAGAAUGAUAAUAUAUUCCAUAAAUCUAUGUCCAACAUGACUUAAACUUAAAAUCACAAGGUGAAAUCUAUCUUACUAAAAAAACAUGAUUUAUUUCUAAAAUUAUAUCAAUCUCGAAAUGGCUAGCCUUCUAACUCGUCACUUCCCGUGGUUUCCCCAUCCUCGGUUUCAUUUCCUGAAAUGGUGGACAAGAAAAAACUAUGAGAUAAACUUAGUAAGUAAAUGUAUGGAUAGCCCGUGGGUAAAAAUUGAGCAUUUCAGAUAAACAGUUUAAACAUAAACGGAAUGCUCAAUGAUAACCAUUAUGCAGAAUAAAGUUCAGUAGUAGUCAAUUAAACUUAUAGUAUGCCAACAAGUGUAAUCAGAAAACGGAUACAAGUACGGGAACGAAAUAGACGUCUCCUCUAUAG